This is a messenger RNA of Aureobasidium uvarum, 1284 nucleotides long. The record is from the annotation of a GenBank genome assembly. Lineage: Eukaryota; Fungi; Ascomycota; Dothideomycetes; Dothideales; Saccotheciaceae.
AUGAAGUCUUCGCUUGUUGUGCUCUCGGCCGCCUUUGGCCUGGCCGCCGCUGUGCCUCGCCACAACCACCAUGCUCACCACCAACACCAUCAGGACAUGAAGCGUGACGCUACCGCAACUGAGAACGUCGACGUCUUUGUCGCCGGUCCCACGGUUGUCAUGUACUCGCUCAACGGCAACAUCAUCUCCGAGUCUGAUGUUCUCGAGGGUAUCAAGAACGGCACUCUGGUUUGGGCCAAUGGCGCUCCCUCUCUGGCCGACCCCUCGUCCUCGGUUGUGUCCUCGACCUCUUCUGCCGUCGCCGCUGCCAGCACGACAUUCUUCACUUCAACCUCGUCCAGCUCUUCGUCAGCCUCGAGCUCAACCAGCAUCUCGAUCAGCACUAGUGUUUCUUCAUCCCAGCAGAGUGCCACGUCCUCUGCAGCUUCGUCGUCGUCGACCGGGCUCGACACUUCUUUCCCUGACGGAGAAAUCGACUGCUCUGACUUCCCCUCCGACUACGGUGCUCUCUCUCUUGACUACCUCGGUCUCGGUGGCUGGACUGGUGUCCAAUCGCCCGGUUUCGGAAGCUCCNUUCUCGGUCUCACCAACAUCAAGACCGUGACCCACUCCAACUGUGGAGGAAGCGACUGCUGCGCCGAGGGCAUGUACUGCUCUUACGCCUGCCCUGCAGGUUACCAAAAGGCUCACUGGCCCACUACCCAAGGCUUGACUGGUCAAUCUGUUGGUGGCCUUCUCUGCAAGAACGGCAAGCUCUACAAGACCAACCCCAACCACGACACUCUUUGUAUCACUGGUUCUUCCGAGGUCACCGUCCUUGUUCGCAACGAGAUGUCCUCGAGCGCUGCUGUCUGCCGCACUGACUACCCUGGAACAGAGUCUGAGACAGUCCCCGUUACUGCCAACCCUGGCAGUGUUGCAAACCUGACUUGCCCCGAUGCCACCUACUACCAGUGGACCGGCAAGACCACCUCUGCUCAGUACUAUGUCAACCCUGCUGGAGUCUCGGCUGAGGAUGGCUGCCAAUGGGGUUCUCCUGCCAACCCUUGGGGUAACUAUGCUCCUCUCAACCUUGGUGUUGGUUACUCCAACGGCGCUGCAUGGCUUGCCAUCUUCCAGAACGCUCCCACCACCGAUGAAAAGCUCGACUUUACCAUCACCAUCGAGGGUGACAACAUGAACGGUUACUGCAGAUUCAAGGAUGGACAGUACUGCAGCGGCAAGAACUACGACUCAUGCAGCUCUACUUCUGGCUGCACUGUAAGUCUUGCUUCGUCUGUCUAA